UUUAAAUAACCCUUCAACCUUAACUCUCCUCACUCACUGGACUUCUUCCUCUUCUCCAUCUCCAUAUCAGACCUCAAACUAAAUCAAACAGGGAAGAAGACAUGAAGAUCGAGCAGGAGGAGAAAGAAGAAGAAGAAAAUAUGGAAGAAGGAACUGAAGCUGAAGCAUGCGUUGGCUAUGUGGACUGGAAGGGCAAACCUGCCGUCAGAGGCAAACAUGGAGGCAUGCUCGCAGCCUCCUUUGUUCUUGCGGUGGAGAUAAUGGAGAACAUGGCGUAUCUGGCCAACGCCAGCAACUUGGUGACCUACUUGGCAGGGUUCAUGCACUUCUCGCUCUCUCGCUCGGCCACCACGGUGACCAACUUCAUGGCCACGGCCUUCCUCCUCGCCCUUCUCGGCGGCUUCUUAUCCGACGCCUUCUUCACCGCCUAUCAUAUCUACUUGAUAAGUGCUCUCCUCGAGUUCCUGGGGUUGGUCAUCCUCGCAGUGCAAGCCAAGACCGCCUCGCUCAAGCCGCCUCCCGGCGAGGAGGCCGCCGGCGGGAAGACCGCUAUUCUGUUCGCCGGGCUCUACCUCACUGCGCUCGGAGUAGGUGGCAUCAAGGGAUCCCUCGCGCCCCAUGGCGGCGAGCAGUUCGACGAGAGCACCGCCCGCGGGCACAAGGCCCGGUCCACCUUCUUCAACUACUUCAUCUUCUGCCUCGCCUCGGGCGGGCUCCUCGCCGUCACCUUCGUGGUGUGGGUGGAGGACAACAAGGGCUGGCAAUGGGGCUUCGGAAUCUCCACUAUCACCAUCCUCCUCUCCAUCCCCGUCUUCCUCGCCGGCUCUCCUCUUUACAGGAACAAGGUCCCCACCGGAAGUCCCGUCACCACCAUCGCCAAGGUGUUGCUCGCCGCCAUCUCGAGUAGGAGAGGUAACUUCCAGAGUGCGAGAAACGCCGUGGUCGACUUGGAACAGAGUUCUCCCGCGAAGGAGAGUAAAGAAAGCGAGGUGAGGGGGCCGGGGGAGGAGCUGAAGUGGCUCAACCGCGCGGCGGAGGGCAGGCCGCUCCACCGCGCCCUCUUGUGCGCCGCGCAUGAAGUCGAGGACGUCAAGGUCGUGCUGAAGCUCCUCCCCAUCUUUCUCUCCACCAUCAUGCUCAGCUGCUGCCUCGCGCAGCUCUCGACCUUCUCGGUGCAGCAGGCGGCGACGAUGGACACGCGGGUGGGCGGACUGAAGGUGCCGCCGGCGUCGCUGCCGGUCUUCCCUGUCAUCUUCAUCAUGGCCCUCGUGCCGCUGUACGACCACGCGAUCGUGCCCUUGGCGCGGCGCGCGACGGGGAGCGACACGGGGAUCACGCACCUGCAGCGCAUCGGGAUGGGGCUGGCGCUGUCAGUGGUGGCGAUGGCGGUGGCCGCGGCGGUGGAGAUGAAGCGGAAGCGGGUGGCGCUGCGGGUGGGGGAAGGGUUCAAGGGGCCGUUGCCGAUCGCCUUCUUCUGGGUGGCGUUCCAGUACCUGUUCCUGGGGUCGGCCGACCUGUUUACGCUGGCGGGAUUGCUGGAGUUCUUCUUCAGCGAGGCGCCGGCGAGGAUGCGGUCGCUGGCGACGUCUCUGUCGUGGGCGUCGCUGGCAAUGGGAUACUACCUGAGCUCGGCCCUGGUGUCGAUGGUAAACUGGGUGACGACGACGUCGUCAGGCGGCGGAGGGCGGAAGGGGUGGCUGUCGGGGGGAAGUCUGAACCGAUACCACCUCGAUCGCUUCUACUGGCUGAUGUGCGUGCUGAGCGCGUUGAACUUGGCCAACUUCGUCUUCUGGGCGACCCGGUAUCGCUACCGAUCCGGCCAGAAACAGUAGCCUUUCAUACUGUUUAUGGAUCUUCCUUUCCAAUGUCAACUUAUAUUUUGACUUUAGUAGUCAAAAGUCAAAAUAAAAUCAAAGCCGCGCUUAAAGUGUAUAAAG
Molecule: messenger RNA, 1937 nt
Organism: Zingiber officinale
Lineage: Eukaryota; Viridiplantae; Streptophyta; Magnoliopsida; Zingiberales; Zingiberaceae
Product: protein NRT1/ PTR FAMILY 4.6-like
Exons: 4
Coding region: 102-1832 (576 amino acids)
Biological process (GO): transmembrane transport
Cellular component (GO): membrane
Molecular function (GO): transmembrane transporter activity
Source: RefSeq, a predicted model, not a curated record